AUGCUAGGUUACAUAUUCAUUUUUUUUUUUAAGUCCAAACUUAUUUGCUAUAAAAUCUGACAUAGUACAAAGAAAAUAAUAAAUAUAAUUCAUUUGUUGAAUAAAUGUAAUUACAUAUAACUAGUAGAAAAUGAAUGACACAAACAUUUUGAAAGUCGUUAACUCAUCCAAAGCUAUUUUGCGAUCGUACAGCACUUACAGCCAUGCUGUUGUGGGACCAGACAAUUUGGUUUACGUCACUGGUAUUUUACCGAUCGAUAAAACAUCAGCAAUUCCAAAAUUAAUACAGGGUGGAAUUGAGGAACAAUUAGACCAAGUUAUGGUAUACCUAAAAGCAAUUUUAGAAACGGCUGGUUCUUGUCUUAAUAAUGUAGUCAAAACAAGACUGAGCUUGAAACAUUUAAGUGAUAAAAAUGCCAUUAACGAGAACUACAAAAAAUAUUUUAACAGCCCAUAUCCUGCGAGGUUGUACGUACAGUGUGAAGAAACAGCCUUGUUUACUUCAAUUGGAAGCAGUAGCGGUAGUUGGCGAUAUUAAAAAAUUAGUUGUUGAGAAAAUAAAUAUAUAAAUGAGAUACUUGUAAUAAAUAAUAAUUUAUCUUGAAAUAAAUUUAAAUUAAAAACUAUAGUUUUACUUAAUGUCAUAACAAAAAUCAUAGUUGGGUGGAUCAGCAGGCACGGGUGGUGGAUCUUGAGGUAUGUCUACACCGACUCCUUCUGCGUCCAAUAAUCUCAACUUUAUUUCCAUUGAUAAUAAUGUUUCGAGAUCAUUUUCAGCUUCUUUACUAGUCAUCUUAUUACCUAAAACAUAACAUUAUU
Messenger RNA from Adelges cooleyi (spruce gall adelgid), 819 nucleotides. Its product is annotated as rutC family protein UK114-like. The record is from RefSeq and is a predicted model, not a curated record. The transcript is spliced from 5 exons. Gene Ontology annotation, cellular component: cytosol; mitochondrion. Gene Ontology annotation, molecular function: deaminase activity. Lineage: Eukaryota; Metazoa; Arthropoda; Insecta; Hemiptera; Adelgidae. Bases 131 to 538 code for a protein of 135 amino acids.